GCUGCUGCUUGAGUUCCUCUGCCUGCUGAAAUAAAUGUGCCGUUCUGGUACAUUUACACUGUGUUUGUGCGGCCUCAUGUUAAAUGCAGUGUGCAGCUUUGAGCACAGUGAGGAUGGUGAAGGGCUUUGGGGGGAAGGAAGCCAUAUGAAGAGCAGCUGAGGUCACUUGGUCUGUUCACUCUGGGAAGAUAAACAGACCAAGAUGAAAAGAGGCUAAGGGGAGAUCUCACUGUGGUCUUCAGUGUCCUUGUGAGGAGAAGAGGAGGGGCAGGCACUGAUCUCUGUGGUGACCAGUGACAGGAACCAAGGGAACGCCUGAAGCUGUGUCAGGGCAGGUUGAGGUUGAAUAUUAGGAAAAGGUUCUUCACCCAGGGAGUGGUAGGGCACUGGCUCCCAGGGAAGUGAUCACAGCACCAACCUGACAGAGCUCAAGAAACAUUUGAACAACAUUGUUGUGUACAUGGUGACUCUUGGAGGUGGUCAUGUGUAGAGCUGGGAGUUGGAUUAGAGAUGAUUCUUCCAACUCAGAAUAUUCUGUGAUUCUGAAAAAAAAUGGUGGUUUGUAAAGGAAAUGGCUAUUUGGAGUAAUCAGUGGGGAUAAUUCCUAAAUGAGCAGCCCCCCUCUUGGCCUCAGUGAGUGAGAUCCCCGUGGGUGAGCUGGCCUGUCCCAUGGCAGGACCACCCUCGGACAGGGUUUUUGCCCACCUGCAUGGUGACGGUCCCUGGCUGCCCACACACCUGCCUUGCACAACAGCGCUCUGGCGCUGAGGGCUGGUUUUGCCUUCAUCAUCAACUUUCAGAGAAGAAACUAAGAGCACAAAAAAGGAGUGAAGAAAAUGCACAGGUCAGAAGAUGGACAAGGAGGAUAGAGGAUGUUCAUGUAUUUGCUUUGGAAAAGAACACACAGAGUGGACAGAGGUUUUACCUUGUGACAACAUAUGAAGAGCUUUGGUAUUAUUACACUCAAGGUUGCAAAACAAGUCUGAUGCAUUGCUAUGAAGUAAUUCCUGAAAAAGAAGCUUGCAAACUUUAUUUUGAUUUGGAGUUUUACAAACCAGCAAAUCCUGAUGCAGAUGGCAAGAGUAUGGUCAUGAAGUUAAUUGAGCUUGUCAGCCAAAAAUUAAAAGAAUUUUAUGAUGUAAAUUGUUCAUCAGAUGAUGUCUUGAACUUGGAUUCCAGUACUGAUGAAAAAUUUAGUCGGCACUUAAUUUUUCUGCCCCAAAAAACUGUGUUUAAGGAUAACACUCAUAUUGGUAACUUUGUGAGAACCAUUUUGCAGCCUGCCAUAAGAUUAAUGCAGAGUAGGGCUGCUGUGAUUGCAACAGAAGAAGCAGGGAAUGUUUUCCAGUGCUCUGCAGGAGCUGGAUUAGAUGGUUCUCUUACAAACCUCCCAGCUGUUAAAGAUGAUUCUAAAGACAGGCCAGCCAUUGCUCAUGAAACAAAGGAUGUGGAAAGGCCACACCAAGGAGAAAAUUGGGAUUUUUCCUUCCUAAUAGUAAACGAUAAAGAAGGCAACAAGCAGCUUUUUGUGGAUCUAGGAGUUUAUACAAAGAAUAGAAAUUUCCGGAUGUAUAAGUCAUCAAAAGCAGGAAAAAAUGUGAUUCUGAAGAUAGCAGAGGAUAAUAAGUUCAUCCCCAACUGUGAAAAGGAUGUUUCCUUGGAAGAAGCAUAUUUUCUUUCCUCUUUAAUCUGCAACGUUGGAGCGAGUGAUGACAUAAAAGUUCUGUCUUCUGGCUUUUCAGAGGAGGAGAGAAAAAUGUCUGCUUUUUUAAACAGUAAAACUACCAGAAGCAGCAGAGAUCCCAUGGAAGGUUACCAGGGUUCGCCAUAUCCAGAAAUUGAUCAUUUUGUUCGUUCCUUGGUUAAUAAAGAUGGGCUGCAAGGAGGGAUAAGACAAUGGAGUUACUUCUCUCUCAAAGAACUACUUAUUUAUGAUAUUUCUGGUUACCGCUGGUGUGAAAAUAUUGGAAGAGCUCACAAAAGUAACAAUAUAAUGAUUCUGGUAGAUCUAAAGAACGAAGUCUGGUAUCAAAAGUGUCACGAUCCUGUCUGCAGAGAACAAAACUUCAAAUCACAAAGUUUCCCAUUGCCGCCUGGGAUAUGCCUCCCAUCCCUUUUCAAAGAGGAAGAAGAGUCCAUGCUAAUGGAGGACAGGGGGCACACAGAAGGAAAAGUACAGCCACAUUCUCAUGUGUCAGACUUGUCAAAAAGCUCAGUAUCUCCAGGGAACAGCUGGUCUCAGGACUUGCUGUUGUCAGACAGUGAGUGGGAAAACACAAGUGAUGAUGCCUGUUUCCUAGAAGCUGCUGAAGAUGUGGAACUAGCUGAAGCUGCAGAUGACAGUCUGAAUCAUGGCAUGGAAGAAAUCCCAGAUGAAGUUCUUUUGGAAGCCUUAGGGAAAGAAGACCUCCACGCUAAAGAAGGCAGCUAAGCACAGGCCUGGCCAGCAGUGAAUGACACCUGGGUGGCUCAUGCUGGUGUGAAAGGUCCUGCAGGGCGGUUCACAGGCACCCCCCAGAGCUGCAGGACAAGGAAUGGAGUGCCUAGUGAACUUCAGCAGGCGUGAGGAGAUCAUGGAAGGCUGCGUGGGGGCUGAAGGGAACGGGACUAGAAUACUCAUUAUGAAUGUGCUCCAAGCUCAGCACUUUUAACGCUCUUUCCUGCACAGUUUCUGUUUUGUUAGUUGUAUGUCCAUGUUUUAUUGAGAAGCCAACAAAGCAGACUUCUUAUUUCCAUAAAAAAGAUUAAAUUAUUUAUCAAAUGCAAAUUUAAUAAACAUAUUUGUUUAUUCA
Molecule: messenger RNA, 2792 nt
Organism: Zonotrichia albicollis (white-throated sparrow)
Lineage: Eukaryota; Metazoa; Chordata; Aves; Passeriformes; Passerellidae
Gene: PRIMPOL
Product: primase and DNA directed polymerase
Biological process (GO): response to UV; error-prone translesion synthesis; replication fork processing
Cellular component (GO): mitochondrial matrix; nucleus
Molecular function (GO): chromatin binding; DNA-directed DNA polymerase activity
Source: RefSeq, a predicted model, not a curated record